UCGUUCGCUGAGAAGAGAAGCUGGUCGCGUUAGCUUAGCAUAGUUUAGCAGCAGAUGCUGUUGACACAGAAAGACACAGAAAGGAGGCGCUAAAACUCCCAAGCAGCUAAGAAAACAUGAAGUUCGUUCGUUUUAUUAUGAAAAACGCCGCGUUGGCCAACGCGCCGAAACACAUAGAGCAUUUCUCUAAAUUUUCUCCGUCGCCGCUUUCCAUGAAGCAGUUUCUGGAUUUCGGCUCCAUCAACGCCUGCGAGAAGACGUCCUUCGUGUUUCUGCGGCAGGAGCUCCCUGUAAGACUCUCAAACAUCAUGAAAGAAAUCAACCUCCUGCCUGACAAAGUGCUCCUGACCCCGUCUGUGCAGAUGGUGCGGAGCUGGUACAGUCAGAGUUUGAUGGAGAUCCUAGACUUUUUAGACCAGAAUCCAGACGACCACAAAGUGCUUUCAGAGUUCGUGGACACCCUGGUCACCAUCAGAAACAGACACAACGACGUGGUGCCGACCAUGGCGCAGGGCAUCAUCGAAUACAAAGAGAACUUUCCCCAGGACACGGUCACCAACCAGAACAUCCAGUACUUCCUGGAUCGGUUCUACAUGAGCCGCAUCUCCAUCCGAAUGCUCAUCAACCAACACACUCUUGUUUUUGACGGCACGACGAACCCCGUCCACCCGAACACCAUCGGGAGCAUCGACCCUCAGUGCCAAGUGGGAGAUGUAGUCCAGGAUGCCUUCCACAGCGCCAAGCUGCUGUGUGAACAGUACUACCUGCGCUCCCCAGACCUGGUCCUGCAGGAGAUGAACCACAAGAAGAAGAAUCAUCCGGUCACCAUCGUGUAUGUGCCCUCUCACCUUUACCACAUGCUGUUCGAGCUCUUCAAGAACGCAAUGAGAGCGACCAUUGAGACUCACGGGAGCAGCAGCACCCUCCCACCUGUUAAAGUCCUGGUGUCUCUGGGCGGCGAGGACAUGUCAAUCAAGGUGAGCGACAGAGGUGGUGGAGUCCCGUUCCGUAAGAUCGAGAACCUUUUCAGCUACAUGUACUCCACAGCUCCUGCUCCUCAGAUAGGAGACCACUCCAGGACGCCGCUGGCUGGUUUCGGCUACGGCCUCCCCAUCUCUCGCCUCUACGCCAAAUACUUCCAGGGCGACCUGCAGCUUUACUCCAUGGAGGCCUUCGGCACGGACGCCGUCAUCUACCUGAAGGCUCUGUCCACGGACUCCAUCGAACGGCUGCCGGUCUACAACAAAACCGCCCUGAGGAACUACAAAAUGAGCCACGAGGCCGACGACUGGUGCGUUCCCAGUAAAGAACCUCUGGACCUGCGAAACUUCAAGACGGCCCAGUGAGGGUCUCUGCGUGCACCGAACUGACGCUUCGCAGCUAAAAACAGAAUUAAGUCCCUGCGGUCCCGCGACGUCUCCUGCAACCAGAGCAGGUUUCAGCCUGUCCCUUUCAGCUUGUGCCACCUUUCUUUUGGUUUUUAACAGACGCAUGUUGGUUGGAGGAAGCAGCUCGACAGAGAGGGCGGAGUCAUGUCAUUAACGGGGGAGUGGGCGGAGUCAAUGGAGGAGGCAGCGCCCAGCGUGUUACGGGCGUUUGAAGUAAAUUAGAAUCUGAGUGGACUCGUAAAGUGAAAAGAGGACGUAAAGCCCCGAGAAGGUCCGAGGUGUUCCACAAGCAGAACCAGAUGUGCAGCCUGGCAGCAGCAAACCCACCCAAAGGCUCGGGCUGUUGGAAUACUUGAACCGUUAAUCUAAGAUUUGCACCUUGUUCAAUUUCUCUUGGUACUGUAAACUGUUUUUAAACAUUUGAACAACUUCUGUUUUUGCAUUUCUUUAAUGUUUCUGCCAAACGGCUGACGGUGUUGUCGGCGUUCUGGACCAGGCUGAUCGUAAUCCUCCCGUGUUUUUGUGUAUUUUUUUGUGUUAGGAUUAUAAUCUAGAAACCGCAGCUCCGCAUGGACCUGAGUUUUUACCCGCCAAGUGUUUUCCAGCCUUGUGGAGGCUGAGUUCACGUGUUAUUAAGCUCAAGGAGGUGCUUAGUGGCUCAAUACAGCCAGUGUCUGUUUUUAUUUUUUACUCCGUGCCAAAUGAGAACGUCUCGGGUCCAGAUGUGUUCAGAACAGUUCGUUUGUCUACGUCUCGCAGAUAAAGUUUUUUUUAUAGCCACACUUUUGUUUCUGACUGAAAAUAUUGUAAAUACUGUAAAUAAAAA
Nematolebias whitei (Rio pearlfish) is the source of this 2214-nucleotide messenger RNA. It is a transcript of the gene pdk2a, whose product is annotated as pyruvate dehydrogenase kinase 2a. Gene Ontology annotation, molecular function: pyruvate dehydrogenase (acetyl-transferring) kinase activity. Gene Ontology annotation, cellular component: mitochondrion. The coding region runs from base 117 to 1346 and encodes 409 amino acids. Gene Ontology annotation, biological process: regulation of glucose metabolic process; protein phosphorylation. The record is from RefSeq and is a predicted model, not a curated record. The transcript is spliced from 11 exons. Lineage: Eukaryota; Metazoa; Chordata; Actinopteri; Cyprinodontiformes; Rivulidae.